AUGCCUGAGAUAACCGAAUACUCGUCCGGCUCCCCAUCCUGGGCCGACCUGCUCUGCAAAAACGGGCCGGCCGCCAAGGACUUCUACACCAGCCUCUUCGGCUGGACCUGCGACGAUCAUCCUGCCGGUCCCGACAUGGUCUACACCAUGUUCUCCCACGACGGCGUUCCCGUCUGCGCCUCAGCUGAACCCGGUCCCGGCCAGGAAAACCUGCCUCCCCAUUGGAGCGUCUACGUGACCGUUGACGACCUGGACGCUGCCGUAGCCCGAGUCCGCGACGCCGGCGGUACCGUGCUGAUGGAACCCUUCGACGUGAUGGACGUCGGCCGCAUGUCGAUCAUCCAGGACAAGGAAGGCGCAUUCCUCCGCCUGUGGUAUCCACUAAAGCACGCCGGCGCCGGCAAGAUGCACGAGCCCGGCGCCCUCUCCUGGUUCGAGCUGGCCACGACCGACACCGAGUCCGCUUCAACCUUUUACACUCAGGUACUACAGGCCGAAGCUGGACCCGACCCCAACACUGACUUUCCUUACACCCUCCUCAAGGUCUCAGGCAUACAGAUCGCCGGCAUCAUCCAGAUUGGAGACGACUGGGGCCCGGUACCGCCAAACUGGGGCGUUUACUUCGGCGUAGAUGAUGUGGAUGCCGUCGCCGCCAAAGCUGGGGAGCUCGGUGGCGGGGUCAUCGUAGAACCCCGCGACAUCGAGGAUUUCGCCCGAUUUGCCGUCCUCAGGGACGCCGAAGGAGCCGUGUUCAACAUCCUGCGCGUCAACGAGUGGUGA
Molecule: messenger RNA, 780 nt
Organism: Geodia barretti
Lineage: Eukaryota; Metazoa; Porifera; Demospongiae; Tetractinellida; Geodiidae
Source: the annotation of a GenBank genome assembly